This is a messenger RNA of Fusarium poae, 2013 nucleotides long. RefSeq lists its product as uncharacterized. Bases 1 to 2013 code for a protein of 670 amino acids. The transcript is spliced from 2 exons. NCBI's taxonomy places the organism in Eukaryota, Fungi, Ascomycota, Sordariomycetes, Hypocreales, Nectriaceae. The record is from RefSeq and is a predicted model, not a curated record.
AUGAACCGCGCCUCAUCAUCGCCAGAUUAUCCGACCCAGCGAUCGUUACACGCAGCGCAGCGCAUUCAUCAAGCAUGUGGCAUGUGGCCAACUGAGUUCUGCAAAGGUUUUGUACCUGAGACUUGGGGUGUUCGACUUAUCGAGAGCCUUUCUACGUUGGUGUCUCUGGUAGUGGCUGCUGAGAACGUGGAGCUCGACCAGGUGCGCCAUAGAUUGAAGGUUUUCGCCACUAGCCAUCCGCGCUCAGAUCGCCCGCGACUUCGUGAGCUAGAUAUAGCAAAGGUGCGGAAGUGGCUACGUGGGAUGGGUAUUGAUACUAAACAAACACGGCGAUGGAAUGGACGUGCGGAUGAUGAGGAUCGGACUGCGGAGAGUGACAGAACCAAGGCAAACUCUGAACCGGUUGAUGAGAUUAUCGCUCUAGGCUUUCGAGAAGAUCUCAGCAAAUACGGAGACAAAAAUGAAGAAGAGACUGAAGAAGAUCCCGACUUGACUGUCGAAGACGAAGAGAGCGCCCCUCAUAAACGAAAUCUUUGGUCGCGAAGCAGAGACAUCGGUGAUAUUCAGGUUGAUGAGCCUAUGGAGGACACCAUAGCGGCCAAUCCUAGGUCUGGGCCUGCUAUAAUCAAUGGAAAAUCCAGGGGCAGUCCUGCCGCCUCCAGCUCCGGCUCCAGCUCCGCCUCCAACGCAGCCGAGUCAAGCGCUUGCCCUCGGCGCGACUUUCAACCACCAUCUCGCUUGGCUCAUGAUACCUCCCGGAGCUCUAUUCGCCGUCCAGAGGGACCAGAUGAACAAGCGUCCGCGCCUUCUGCUGCUACAACUCCACGGGCUUUUCAAAGCUCGACGCAGCCACGCGAACCACCAAGCUCCCAAACGACGGCGCCUCUCACCUCUGCUUCUCAGAACGCCCAGGGUGCUCAACGAUCUGGUGUGCAACCGCUCAAGCAAACAGCGUCAUCUGUUCCGGGCCAUCCUCAGACUCCCGUGUCUUUUCCUGCGACAACUCCACAGGGCACUACGCGUCCUCCGCAACAACAAGGCAGCCAGGGAUCAGCAACCGCGGCUCAGAACUCUGUACAGCUUCGCGCACAAUCAUCAGCAUCUCUACCCACCCCCCAGAGCGCGCGACAGCCUGACCAACAAUCAAGUAGCCAGCCAUCCAUGUCCGGAACGAGUUCUCAAAGCCCCUCGACUCCUCGCGCACAAGCAAGCUCGCAGCCAGCACUGUCUCGUUGUACCGGCACUACAUCCCAGGCCUCCCAGAGCUUUCAGCAGCAACCGAAUCACCGACCAUCGGCGUCUAUCAAUGCGACUCCUCAAGCAUCUCUACACUCCCACCUAGGAGGCAGUCAACCAUCGACACCUCGUCCCAUCGCCCCUGCUAGGGCUAACAAGCGCCCUGCUCCGUCAUCGCCAGUAAACACAUUUACAUCCACCAACAACUUCAUCAACCGAACAGCGGCGAGCAUUUCAGAAUCACUCGCAGCCCCUUUAACCAAAAGGCAAAAGACUGCUGACAUUCAAUGUCCAAGUUCACAGGUGACUGGAUCAUUGGAUUGGAACGCUCUUCUUAACGAGCAAGCAAAGGAACAGGAAAAAGCCCAAGACGCGCUCAAGGAUGUCGAGAAAUCAAUGGCCACCGAGAACAAGUUGCUCAGGGACCUGGAAGAUCUCUACAACAAAUAUCCUGGAGAUAACGAACUUCGCACGUUCCUGGAUAAACGAAGACGAACGGUUCGCGAACAUGAAGAGGUAUAUACCGCAGUCAAAAUCCAACUUGACAAGAGUGCUUCUGGGCUUUUCAAAACCGAUAGCAAGAUUGCGUUGGCUACCAAGAGGAUUGGGCAGCUUGAAGCCGAGAAGGCCGAGGUCAUGAAAGAGAAGAUGGGGAUUGAUACGGCGGCGAAACGAUUGAUGCUUAUGUCUCGUUUUAUGGAACCCGGCUGGCAAGCUAGACUGGCAAUGGUUGAGGAGGCUUUGGGAGAAGAAGUUAUGCAGUUUGCAUUUUCAUAG